Enhydra lutris kenyoni (northern sea otter) is the source of this 3461-nucleotide messenger RNA. Its product is annotated as acyl-CoA synthetase short chain family member 1. Gene Ontology annotation, molecular function: AMP binding; acetyl-CoA synthetase activity. The coding region runs from base 1 to 2025 and encodes 674 amino acids. Lineage: Eukaryota; Metazoa; Chordata; Mammalia; Carnivora; Mustelidae. The transcript is spliced from 14 exons. Gene Ontology annotation, cellular component: mitochondrion. The record is from RefSeq and is a predicted model, not a curated record.
AUGGCGGCGCGUGGCCUGGGCCGCUGCGCGGGGCGGCUCCUGGGCAGCCUGUGCGGGCGCUCGGUGCAGCCGGUGCCACAGCUGCGUGGGGUGAGAGCCGCCCCCGGGGCUGCGGGGCAGCCAGGCUCGUACCAGGCGCAGAGCGCACAGGCGGCCCGGGAUCCCGCCGCUUUCUGGGGGCCGCUGGCUCGGGACACGCUGGUGUGGGACACCCCCUAUCACACGGUCUGGGACUGUGAUUUCAGCAGCGGGAAGAUCGGCUGGUUUCUAGGAGGCCAGUUAAACGUGUCUGUCAAUUGCUUGGAUCAGCAUGUUCAGAAGUCCCCGGAGAGCGUCGCUUUGAUCUGGGAGCGGGAUGAGCCUGGAACCGAAGUGAGGAUCACAUACAGGGAACUGCUGGAGACCACGUGUCGCCUGGCAAAUAUGCUGAAGAGACAUGGCAUCCGUCGAGGGGACCGUGUGGCCAUCUACAUGCCUGUUUCCCCACUGGCUGUGGCCGCAAUGCUGGCCUGUGCCAGGAUUGGAGCUGUCCACACCGUGGUCUUUGCUGGCUUCAGUGCAGAGUCCCUGGCUGGGAGGAUUAAUGAUGCCAAGUGCAAGGUAGUCAUCACCUUCAACCAAGGACUCCGGGGAGGGCGCGUGGUGGAGCUGAAGAAGAUCGUGGAUGAAGCUGUGAAGCACUGCCCAACCAUCCAGCACGUCCUGGUGGCUCACAGGACAGACAACAAGGUCCACAUGGGUCAUCGGGACAUCCCCCUUGAGCAGGAAAUGGCCAAGGAGGACCCUGUGUGCGCCCCAGAGAGCAUGGGCAGUGAGGACAUGCUCUUCUUGCUGUACACUUCGGGGAGCACUGGGACCCCCAAGGGACUCGUCCACACCCAGGCGGGCUACCUGCUCUAUGCCGCCCUGACACACCGGCUUGUGUUUGACUACCGGCCAGGUGACGUCUUUGGCUGUGUGGCCGACAUUGGCUGGAUCACAGGACACAGCUAUGUGGUGUACGGACCCCUGUGCAAUGGAGCAACCAGCGUCCUUUUUGAGAGUACCCCGGUUUACCCUGAUGCUGGUCGAUACUGGGAGACGGUGCAGAGGUUAAAGAUCAAUCAGUUCUAUGGGGCCCCGACGGCUGUCCGGCUGUUGUUGAAAUAUGGCGACUCCUGGGUGAAGAAGUAUGACCGCUCUUCCCUGAGGACCCUGGGCUCAGUGGGAGAACCGAUCAACUUUGAGGCUUGGGAGUGGCUCCACAAGGUGGUGGGGGAUAGCAGAUGCACGCUGGUGGACACGUGGUGGCAGACAGAAACGGGUGGUAUCUGCAUUGCGCCACGGCCCUCAGAAGAAGGAGCAGAGAUCCUCCCUGGCAUGGCAAUGAGGCCCUUUUUUGGCAUUGUCCCAGUGCUCAUGGACGAGAAGGGAAACGUCGUGGAGGGCAGUAAUGUCUCUGGGGCUCUGUGCCUGUCCCAGGCCUGGCCAGGCAUGGCAAGAACCAUCUAUGGAGACCACAAGAGAUUCAUGGAGGCCUACUUCAAGCCUUACCCAGGCCACUACUUCACUGGUGAUGGGGCGUACCGGACAGAAGGCGGCUACUACCAGAUCACAGGGCGGAUGGACGACGUCAUCAACAUCAGCGGCCACAGGCUGGGGACUGCAGAGAUCGAGGACGCAAUGGCUAACCAUCCUGCUGUGCCAGAGACCGCUGUCAUUGGCUAUCCCCAUGACAUCAAAGGAGAAGUUGCAUUUGCCUUCAUCGUGUUGAAGGACAACACAGGUGACACAGACGCGGUGUUGAAGGAGCUCCGAUCUGCAGUGGCCACCAAGAUCGCCAAGUACGCCGUGCCCGAUCAGAUUCUGGUAGUGAAGCGUCUUCCAAAAACUCGGUCUGGAAAAGUCAUGCGGAGGCUCCUGAGGAAGAUAAUCACAGGCAGAACUCAGGAUCUGGGGGACACGACCACCCUGGAGGACCCCAGUGUCAUCACAGAAAUCCUGAGUGCCUACCAGAAGUACAAAGACAAAGCUGCCUCUCAGUGAUGGCCUCUAAUCAAGACCCAGUGCCUAUACCCUUAACUGUCCUUCCAGAAUGUAGCUCUCAGAUUUGCUCAUUUCCUACUGUCUCAGAAGCAGUCCUCUCCCAGAGCAUAACCCAUACUGCCCCGGUGUGAAGUCUGUGCUAAGCCCUGCCUUCUUACUGCUGAGAACCCAUGAAGAGGUACUAUGAGACAUGCUUAGCAUUUGUUUCCCCUUGUCCUGGAUUUGGUUUCCCGGAAUGAAAAUCACUGUCAUCUCCAUUUCUGUGUCACCUCCUGGCAGCACAGGAAGGGGAAAAGCCUGGUAACAUGUACCUGCUCAGAUGACUGAGAACUAGAAGCAAUCAUGUUUUUUUCCCCAGAUGCUUCUAGAUACAAAAGGCAGAAAUUUUAUUUUUACACUUUUAUAUUUUGGAAGAAUGUACAAAUACACACAUGUAGUAUGUGGAUUUACAUGCACAUGCUCUUUAUAACAUUUAGAAUUGGGAGAAUCUUUUGUGCCUCUGCUCAUGGGAAAAUAUGAAGAGGGUCAGAGGGUACAUUUUUAAUGUUUGGCAUAUUGGGGAAUCUGUAUUGGAAAUGUUUUACCUCUGUCUAAAUAUAGCUAUCUUGAGAACUUUCAAGCUUGUAGCAUCCUUUUUUUUUUUUGGUAUAUAUUUCUAUUUCCCUUGGUUUAUGUAUAAUAAAAUCUAACUCUUAAAAUUGACAGUAUGAAUGUGCUCUGAUUUUAGUUCUAGAACCAUUCAUGUAUUGUUUCUCCAAGCUGUGAAGUGGAAAGUUUUCCCUUUCCACUUUGGAUGCCUCUUGGUAGGAAGUCAACAUGCCCCAAAUAUGUGGGGAUGUUCAGGGAGGGAAGCCAAUGAAAACUCAGGUGACUCCUCAUUACGGCACUAAUUUGGCUAGAUACGGAUCCUUGAAAACUGCCCAUCCUUCAUUCUGUGGUUGGUAUGUUCCAAGGAUGAGACUUGGAACUCUGAAUCAAGUCUCUCUCUCUUUUUAAAGUAUGCCUUAAGUCAUCUAACAUUAACAAGGUGAUAUAAAUCAUUAGGUUGCAAAUUGUUAGGUUGUUUAUUUAUUAGCUAAGCAUGCAGGGGCCAAUGGCAUGGAGUACAGGUGACAGCAGCUUGCUGAGCUGGGUUCUUGGGAACAGGGAAAGGUUUUUCUUAUCUAUACCCCAUGUUAUAUGGUGCCUUGCAGCUGUGUAGGUGUUUAAGGGGUGUCUGGGGUACUCAACACCUACUGUGGAUCACAACUGUGCUUGCUUCUCUCUGAUUAGAUGUGUAUGCCUAUCACACUAACAGGGUAGCCAUUAGCUGUAGCUCGCAGAUAUACUGAGUGAUGGUCCGUUCUCUGUUGCAAAGCAACAAGCAGUGCUUAGGAAUAGAGACCUGUGGCAUGUGCGGUGGCCCUGGUGGACUGUAGUUAUGGCACUAUUUAUGA